This is a messenger RNA of Tachysurus fulvidraco (yellow catfish), 1137 nucleotides long. It is a transcript of the gene timm23b, whose product is annotated as translocase of inner mitochondrial membrane 23 homolog b (yeast). Gene Ontology annotation, biological process: protein import into mitochondrial matrix. Gene Ontology annotation, cellular component: mitochondrial inner membrane; TIM23 mitochondrial import inner membrane translocase complex. The record is from RefSeq and is a predicted model, not a curated record. Lineage: Eukaryota; Metazoa; Chordata; Actinopteri; Siluriformes; Bagridae. Gene Ontology annotation, molecular function: transmembrane protein transporter activity. The transcript has 8 exons. Bases 177 to 815 code for a protein of 212 amino acids.
CUGUUAUUCUGCUUUUUAAUUAAUAUGCAUCAAUAAUGUAAUUCGCCUGCUUGUAUUGCAAGCAAUAUUAUUUUUGAUUUUGUAUUUUUAUUUUUAUUCUGGGACGAUAGCCUGCUUUACGGCAAACGAGGGGAUUGGCGGCUGCGACGGUUAUUGUGUGAGCAAUAACAAGGAAGAUGGAUAAAGAACCUGAAGGGUCGUCUAACCCGAGCUCAGGAGGAGGAGGAGGCUUUGGCAGCUUAUUCAGACCUACAGGUCCAGGUUAUUCAAAUCCAGACCUAGCCGGUGUGUCUUUGUCUGGUAUGAGCCCUCUUUCACCUUAUCUUAAUGUUGACCCCAAAUAUCUUAUUCAGGAUGCAGAUGAGUUCAUUUUGCCCACUGGUGCCAACAAGACAAGAGGACGCUUUGAGCUGGCUUUCUUCACCAUUGGCUCAUGCUGUUUAACAGGUGCACUCUUUGGCUCCAUCAAUGGAUUACGAAUGGGAUUGUCUGAAACUAGAAACAUGGCCUGGUCUAAACCCCGUAAUGUACAAAUAAUAAACCUGGUGACUCGUCAGGGAGCUACAUGGGCCAACAAUCUGGGCUCAUUGGCUCUAUUAUACAGUGUAUUUGGUGUGAUCGUCGAAAAAACCAGAGGGGCGGAGGAUGAUCUCAACACCCUGGCUGCGGGCACGAUGACUGGCAUCCUCUACAAAUCCCCAGGAGGUCUGCGUGGAGCAGUUCGAGGUGGUGUGGCUGGCUUUGCAUUAUCAGGAUUGUACGCCUUGUAUAACAACUGGAACCAUUUGAAAGGCAGCUCCACCACUCGCUACUGAGGGCCAAGAGCAAACAUUCCGUGAGAUGUCAAAGCCUGGUAUAUGGGUCAGUCCUACAAAACCACCGUUUCAACUAUGAAUUAAUGCCUCUGAGGUUUUAACAAGAUUAAAAGGUUUCAAGUUGAAGAUAUGAAUAAGUAUUGUGUGGUUUAUAAACUGAAACUUGGUACUGUACAUUUUUUUUUUAUUUUUGAACCAGAAUCCCAAAAUCUAAAUGAUUUCAGAUGUUGUGUUGUGUUCACAAUUUUGGCUCCUGAAUUGUUGCACUGUUAUUAGGCCUUGUUUGUAUAUGCUAAUAAAUGUGAAUUUAUUUUAAUGUGAA